Messenger RNA from Cynoglossus semilaevis (tongue sole), 6845 nucleotides. RefSeq names its product insulin receptor substrate 2b (gene irs2b). NCBI's taxonomy places the organism in Eukaryota, Metazoa, Chordata, Actinopteri, Pleuronectiformes, Cynoglossidae. Gene Ontology annotation, molecular function: phosphatidylinositol 3-kinase binding; insulin receptor binding. The record is from RefSeq and is a predicted model, not a curated record. Bases 492 to 3848 code for a protein of 1118 amino acids. Gene Ontology annotation, biological process: insulin receptor signaling pathway. The transcript is spliced from 2 exons. Gene Ontology annotation, cellular component: cytosol; plasma membrane.
CACACAAGCGGAGCUACUAUAAAUAAAGCUCCGGUUCUGAGUGACUACACUCAAAGGAGUCAGAAGAGGGCAGAGUGAUAGUAGGAGGCGGUUCCUCUCCCCUCUCCCUCCUCUUUGAACCUGAGCCAUCUCACUCCAGCAUUCAUCCUGUUUCAACCAAUAGGCCCAAUGAGCUAACUGUGCGCCACCCACUAUCAGUCUGAGAGUGUGUGUGCGUAUUUUUCCUCCUCCUUUCCCUUCCUUUUAUUAAGCCAGUGCUGAAUGUGCGCAGACCGUCACAUGUUGUUUCCCCUCCUCACUCCGGACGCCAGGAGACAUGUGUUAUUUAUCCCUCAGCUGUGGGAGAAGAAGAACACAAGCGGCUCCAGGGAUACGAGGAUUACACUAAAAGCGUCACCGUUUCUUCAGCCAUUUGAGGGAAACGGGGAAGCGAGCAAGCAAGGAAAGACCGGAGCAUUGUGUCUGCGCGCUGCGUAAAGGGACGCAAAAGAAUGGCGAGUCCGCCGAACACGGGAGAUCAGCCGUUACUACCCAGCAAUGUGAACGGCCGGGUCAAGAAAUGCGGUUUUCUGAAGAAGCAAAAACACGGACACAAGCGCUUUUUCGUGCUGAAGGAGCCCAGCGAGGGUUUCCCUGCGCGCCUGGAGUACUACGAGAGCGAGAAGAAAUGGAAAAACAAAUCGGCGGCGAAGAGAGUGAUUCCUCUGGACUCCUGCCUCAACAUCAACAAGCGGGCGGACGCCAAGCACAAAUAUCUCAUUGCUCUUUACACCAAGGACGAAUAUUUCGCCGUGGCCGCAGAAAACGAACAGGAACAGGAGAGCUGGUACCGGGAGCUGACGGAUUUAAUAGCGGAGGGGAAAGUGUACGACGGCUCUGCGUCCAACUCUGCGUCCUCGCUGGUUGGCUUCGACGAGGCGAGCUACGGUGUAAUAACGCCGGUCACUGCCUCCUACAAGGAAGUGUGGCAGGUAAAUCUGAAGUCGAAAGGCUUGGGGCAGAGCAGGAAUUUAACCGGGGUGUACAGACUGUGUCUCUCCAGCCGGACUAUCAGCUUUGUCAAGCUGAACUCGGAGGUUGCCUCAGUCAUUUUGCAGCUGAUGAACAUCCGACGUUGCGGCCACUCAGACAGCUUUUUCUUUAUCGAAGUGGGCCGGUCUGCGGCCACAGGUCCGGGUGAGCUGUGGAUGCAGGCGGAUGACUCAGUAGUUGCGCAAAACAUCCACGAAACCAUUCUGGAGGCGAUGAAAGCUAUGAAGGAGCUGUCUGAAUUCCGCCCGCGCAGCAAAAGCCAGUCAUCUGGUACAAACCCAAUAUCAGUGCCCACAAGGAGGCACCUGAACAACCUACCACCCAGUCAGACGGGGCUUCCUCGACGGUCACGCACUGACAGCAUGGCUGCAACUUCUCCUGUGAGUAAAUUUUCUUCCUGCAGAAUACGAACAGCCAGUGAGGGCGAUGGAACCAUGACACGCCCCAUGUCAGUGAAUGGGAGCCCACUCAGCCCGGGGGUCCACAGGACCCUCCUGAGCAGAUCACACACAAUUACAGCUCACCCCUGUCGGACAUUUGAAGCUUCUUCCCUUCAACACAGCAAGUCUAUGUCUAUGCCACUGUCCCACACCCCACCAGUAGCCACUCAUAGCCUGGUGAGUCUGUCCUCCUGUCCAGACACAGGUGCCCCCCGACCCUCCAGCUGCAGUGCCUCCUUCUCAGGUUCACCCAGUGAUGCUGGCUUCAUAUCGUGUGAGGAGUAUGGAUCCAGCCCUGCUGAUGUGCGUGAGAUCAGAUUGUCACUCACCCUCCGAAGCAACACUCCCGAGUCCCUCAGAGCCGACACUCCCCCCUCCCGUGACGGCAGUGAGCUUGACGGCUACAUGGUGAUGGAGCGGCAAAAUGUGAAUGGUUUUCGUCGAUUACCAGAGCUGGAUAAGGCUUAUCGAAAACGCACCUACUCCCUCACUACCCCCCGCCAGCAGAGGACACCUUCUCAUGUGUCUUCGGCCUCUCUGGACGAGUACACUCUGAUGAGGGCCACAUACACAAGUGGAAAUCAGUCUUCCCGUAGGUGUCAAACAACUUCCCCUAAGGGGACCUAUCCUGAGGACUACAGGGAUGUCCAGAUAUCAUCGAACAAUCCACACACUGACAGUGGUUACAUGCCUAUGAUGCCAGGUGUGGCACCUCCAACACCAGGGUCCAAGGAUUACCCCUACAUGCCAAUGAGCCCAAUGUGUGUUUCUGCUCCAAAGCAGAUCAUCAACCCCCGUUUACACUCCUCUUCAGCCGGGCUGGCCCCGCACACAGACUCUCCUGGGAGUGUUUCUUUAGAGGACAGUGGCUACAUGCCCAUGUGGUGUGGAUCCAAGAUGUCUGUGGAGAGUACUGAUGGAAAGUUAACCAAUGGAGAGUAUUUGAAUAUGUCUCCUGUAGAUCCUCUUGUGUCUCUUACACCCCCAGAGUACAUCCUUAGCCCCACAGGAGGAGAUUCUCACCCCACACAAUUACACAGACAGCCUUUUUCUUACAGCUCUUUACCACGCUCCCUUAAAGGUCAGCUGCAGCGCAGCGGGUCCACAGACACAGACCAGUAUGUGGUGAUGAGUUUACAACGGCAGCGGAUAGAAGAGGAGCCCAACUAUUGUCCAGUCUCUCCUGGACAAUCAGUGGCCAGCACCUGUGCAGACACACAGAGCACCGUGUCGUCUACUGUAGCUCCUCUAAGACUUGCUCGUGUAGAUGGGGUGAUGGUACACCGUAGCAGGGUGUGUCGGCCCACCCGUCUUGCCCUGGAAUCUCUCAGAACGUUACCAUGCAUGAGUGAACAUCCCCUUCCCUCAGAGCCACGCAGCCCUGGAGAAUAUAUCAAUAUAGACUUUAACAGUGCUGUCCAUGACCCUGAGCCACCCACUGUGUCAGAGAGCUGUGACUCCUCUGAAAAUUUGAGGUGUGGAAACCAGGUCUCUAUACCGCUCUCAGACUGUACUAAAAUUGACCUCAACUCCUCACUUCACUCUAGUUCACAGCAAGCAAGGGCUUCCUCUCUUCAACCAUCUAUAAACCACACACCUGAAGUCUCGGUCAAUACAAAGCAGGGCAUGCUGGGAGAUGAAGAAAAGACAAAAAAAAGCACAAGACAGACAGAGGAGAGGGAGGUAGUAGAGGAAUGUCCUCCUCAGCAGCAGGUGAGCCUGGUGUGUCAGCCUGUACCAGUCAAGGAUGACUACACUGAGAUGACUUUCAGUCCUCCCACCACUCUCCCUACUCUCUGCAGCACUGAUGCUGCUUCUCUCCCCACCAGCCCUACCUCCUGUGUCCAGAGACUUAGCCUUGAAAACAGCACUGAGAAUGGAGUUCCUCUAGUGCAGGAGGACUCAUUUCUUUUGAGGGGGCCUUCACUGUCCGUCACCCUCGUGGAUCCUCACAGGGGUGCCAAAGUCAUCAAGGCUGACCCACAGGGUCGCAGGCGGCACAGUUCUGAAACCUUCUCCUCCACCACAACUGUCACACCAGUGUGUCCAUCCUUUGCUCACAACACCAAAAGGCACAGCUCUGCCUCUGUAGAGAAUGUAUCUCGGACUGUUUGUAGCUCAGAGGGACCUGAUGAGGACUAUAGCAACAACAGUUCAAUGUGCAGGGAGAUGUCAACAGGUUAUCAAAAUGGACUUAACUAUAUUGCCUUAAAUUUGAUGGAGGGAAGCUACGGGGGAUGCCGUUUAGGUGGCUGCGAGGGCCUCCUGAGGUUCAAGACAGCGUGUGGUUGCAAAGGCGGAAUGAAUGGUUUCAGCACAAGCCCCUAUGCCAGCCUGGGAUUCAAGGAGACAGCUGCAGCUGCUGUAAAAGAAUGAAGGCUUCUGGGAUUUCGCUUCCGCCUCCCCCAUCACCCUCCCUCCAUGUGAACGUAGGACUUGGCUGCAGCCAAGUGACAAGGUCGCCACAGAGACAGUUGGACCAUGCGCUGCAGCUAGUGACCUUUGACCCCUUUGCUGCCUUCAGGGUUCACGGGAACUGUUAUUACCAUGGAAACCCGGACACUUGACCUUUGCCCCAAAUCUUCCCUCCCGUUUCUCUCGGCACCAAAACAUUCAGGCGCCAUUGCUGCUGUAGUACUAGAAAGACACAAACUUAAAUGGACUACUAACUUUAACUAUGGAUAGGUAAUUAUUUAUCUAUUUAUCACUGUAUGUAAGCCUGCAAAACAAUUCUGCAGUAUAUGAUUAUGUUAAUUGUUAUUGUUUUUACCAUUCAAAACACUUGGUUGGCAAUUUGAUUGGUUUUGGCCAAUAGCUGCCAACAGCUCUCACCUGAUAACCUGUGAACCAAACCUGGAGAGUACGUGCGCACACAUACAUGCAAAAAACCCUAAGCGCGUACAGAUUACACAUAUUUAUUUAUUUAUCUAUCCUGUCUGAAUGCAAAAAAAGGAAAAUUGUGUGUUUUUUACAGAUUGUCCUGCAUACGAGGUGGCAUUUAUGAACAUAUUUAAAAAUCCAAUUUAACAUUUGUUUAAAAAAAAAAAGAAGAAAUCCUACCUCAAUAAGAACCCAGGUUGGUACCAAUUCACACAAUAGAAAUAUAUAAUAUAAAAUAUUUAUUUUCAGAGGUGAACGUUUUUUAAGAAUCACCAAUCCAAAGCCUUAUUCUCUCCGCCAGGCGCCAUCUGACGGACCUUAUUUUUUAAGUUUGGACCUAUAAACACGCAGUAUAUCAAAGAUUUACCCCAUCACCAGAGACUGAAUGUGCAUCAGAGCUGAAUGAGAGCCACCCCCUGUUUGAGAUUAGCUUCCUUUUUCUCCCCGCAAACAUUUGUGACACUAUUAUGUGUUGAGAAACAUAGUAAUAUAUUUAUUGGUAUGUCUGUGAUGGAGGACAUAUGACACACUAAAAGAAUGCUUAAAAAGCCUCACACAAGACCUUGACGUUGCCUGCGUCGUACAUGUGUGCAGGUGUCUUACAUACUAGAGAAACAGCGUGAGGAGUGCCGAUAGGAACUGUGGCCUCUCUACGGUCUGGGUACAAGGAAUAGAUGCCAGAAGUUGGCCGGAAUUUCACUGCUGCUUUUGGAAGUAACUCCUUCUGAUUGGGAGUUCAGCUGCUUCAGCUUUUAACAAUGACAGUAAAGAGAAAUAAUUACCACAUUUGAAUUGAUGUUUGACAUUAACACUUGCUAUUUAUAUUUUUUCUGUGACUUCCAAAAUUGAGAUUAUCUCACUGUCCCCUGAAGCUAUUCAUUACAAAAGAAUUAGGGAAACCUCUAGAUUAAUUCAUUCUUAAUCCUUGAUUUGAUGUCGGUUGAAUCUAAAAUUAAUUUCCCCCAAUUUCACCCUCCCAAAUUUCCCCUUGAUCCUUGGUCAAACAGACGUGUACACAAUUUAAUACCAAAACAUUUUGUGGCUAAAAAGUAUUUGAUCAGUUAAAAGUUUCCAUCUACUUGACUGGCCCUUAUUUGUAACAGAUCUACAGAUCCAGUAAAAAGUCAAAAUAAAUCUAUUCAUUGAUAUUUACUGGCUCAUAAUUCAUAAGGAUUUACUUCCAAACCCAGUGGAAACGUGUGGUCUAUACACACACACACACAUAGCGCCUUCAUACACCUUCCUUCCUGUUCACCUGUGAUCUCCUACAGGAUGUUUGUCUUUUUUAUAGCCUUUCAAAACAGGGAAAGGGAAAUGAAUGUUGAGAAUUAUUUGUGCAGAGUAACUGGACACCCCAGUGUCUUCUUGAACAUUUUCUCACCCGAUGCCUAAAUGCGGGCAUCGUGUCUAACAGCACCGGACAGCACUGAGCAAUGUGGCCAAGGCAGGACGCAGUCACUCAGUAGCACGGACUCAUGGCCUCCACUGCAUGGUCUUGCACUUACAAACUUUCUAGAUUGUAACACAAGACACGUUGAAUGUAGUAUAUGCUGUGUUCCAAGUUUGGGAACACACACACAAACACACAAAUCCAACAAACAUCGCAAACAACCGUGACAACCGUACUGGAACAUGCAGAGGUAGUGUGGAGACGAUAAACUGACAAACAGCCAAACGACAGACCUACACCAGGGGAGAUAUACGUAUAUCUGUAUUUAUCUGAAUUCACUGGUACCUAACCUUUUACUUAUAUACUGUAAAUAGUGCAGAGAAUUACAUCGAAGCAAAGGCUGCAAAGGUUUUGAGACGUUAAGUUAAAUAACUUAUGAUGUUUGUAUUGUACAUAGUCUGUGUUUGAGUGAAAUUUCUUUCUACAACAAAAGCACUAAUUAAGUUAUAUGCUAAAUAGUACCGUGUGGCUUUGAUUUUAUUUUUUAACUGUCGUGGAUUCGUCUUGUGAAAUGGAUGCCACUAUAAGGACAUUUUCUAAUGCUGUAAUUCUGGAAGAAGAAAAAAAGAUUUAAGAGAAAUCAUUAAUACUUGACCUAGUUAAUUCUUGUUAAUAAGGUACACAACACAAAUGGCAUAUAUGCAAUAUUUACACUUUUAAAAAUUUAGUUUACAAAAAUGUACCAAAUGUAUAAAUAAACUGUUAAUAAUGUUUCUUAAAAUACCUGAAAUCAGAUUUUUGCUGUUUGUAAUUUUUUUUUCUUCAAUGAAAAUGGAAACUUUUUUUCUCUGAAAAACUAAAAAAAAUCUCUCCCUUUGUUUUGAGCAGUGUUUUGCAUUUGGCUACAGUUUCGGGUUUGUAUUCAUUCUAAAGGUUACGAUGUGGGCCCUCGGCUUAUUUUGCUGUGUCUUUUCAUUGUAAAUAUUUCAUAUCUUGCAUAUUGUGAUGCUACUAAGAGACGAUAAUUUAAACAUAGUUCAUUGCUUUAGAUUGUAUUGAUUCUUUAUAGACACAUGCAAUAAAUAAUGAUGUUAUUUAAGUCA